This is a messenger RNA of Schistocerca nitens (vagrant locust), 1409 nucleotides long. RefSeq names its product acetylcholine receptor subunit alpha-like. The coding region runs from base 123 to 1286 and encodes 387 amino acids. Gene Ontology annotation, molecular function: extracellular ligand-gated monoatomic ion channel activity; transmembrane signaling receptor activity; neurotransmitter receptor activity. The record is from RefSeq and is a predicted model, not a curated record. Gene Ontology annotation, biological process: chemical synaptic transmission; nervous system process; monoatomic ion transmembrane transport. The transcript has 9 exons. Lineage: Eukaryota; Metazoa; Arthropoda; Insecta; Orthoptera; Acrididae. Gene Ontology annotation, cellular component: synapse; membrane; neuron projection.
GUUCACUGAACAGUAUGCUACCAAAGUAAAUAUCAUUAAAUUUUGAAUCACUUGCCAAGAAAUUUCUCUGGUUUUUCUUUUACAUCUAUCAGAAAGGGCAUCACUCAUACGGCUUGAACCUCAUGGAUUUUGCAGAGUUGCUGAUGUGUGAAGCUUACCCAGGCAUCUGUUUACGUGGACAUCUACUUGCCAGUUACGAUAAGCUUGUUCGCCCAGUAAAGAAACAGAAUGACACAGUAACUGUGGAAGUCCGUCUUGAUGUACUGUACAUCAGUGUUGGGAAUGCUGAAGAUUACAUUACUGUUGCUGGAAAAACCUUUGUGACAUGGACUGAUCAGUACCUCACGUGGACUCCUUCUCUUUAUGAAGGGGUUGAAAAUAUAACAAUAAGCAGUGAUGACAUAUGGACACCUGAUAUUACACUGGUCACUAUGAGUGCACUAGACUUCUCUCUUGCAAAAUUUCCAAGCACUGAGUGUACUUUGUACUCCACGGGGAAGAUAACUUGCUUGCCUUACACAUACUAUAUAGCACACUGUGAUCUUGACUUACAAAAUUGGCCAUAUGAUGUUCAUACAUGUACAAUGUGGUUUUCAUCUUGGUCUCACAGAGGCAAACUUGUGAAUGCAACUUUUAAUGGCAAAGGGCUUGAUACAACUCACAUGGAGAAGGAUCGUGUGUGGGAUGUGAUCAAGGCAGAGACAUCUUUAAUAGGCCAUGGUAGCUGGCCAAGUCUUGGCUUCAAAUUCACCAUGAAACGACAUGCAACAGGCCAUGAAAUACGAGUAGUGGUAGUAGGUGUAGUGUUAUGUCUGAUAACAUUAUUCUCUUGGUUCCUGCCUUCUGAUUGUGGUCAGCGACUUACAGUUUGUGUGGUGUCAUUGUUUUUGCACAUGUUCUGCCUGUUACAUGUGGCUUUUGAAAUAUACUUCUAUGGAAAAUCCGUUCCUCAUUUGGUGCUCCUUCUGCGUGACUCCCUUAUAAUAACAUGCACAUCACUGGUGGGGGCAGUGCUGUCACAAGGUUUGUUCUAUGCAUCAAGACCUGUGCCAAAAUGGCUUAAUGAGGUGAUAACAUCACCAGCAAGCCGUUUAUUAAUGUAUCCAACCAGUUUACCCUCACAACAGAGCACAGACAAAGAUGACAAUGAAGAUAAGACCAAUAGUCUAAAGACACCAGUUCCAAGUGAAUGGAAACUUGCAGCUGUUAUAUUAGACCGUACUGGUGUAUACAUAAUGACUCUUACUUACAUAAUCCUACUUGCAGUUACAAUUCCAAAAUACUGAUCUUGUGUAUGGUUAAUACAUCCACUGUGUGAAAGUAGAAUGAAUAUCAUCACAAAAAUGUAUGAAAUAUGUUUGAGGUUGUCAAACUGUAGGUGGCAAAUUAAAAUAAAAUGUAUAUAAUUU